Caenorhabditis sp. 36 PRJEB53466 is the source of this 653-nucleotide messenger RNA. The record is from the annotation of a GenBank genome assembly. NCBI's taxonomy places the organism in Eukaryota, Metazoa, Nematoda, Chromadorea, Rhabditida, Rhabditidae.
AUGCUGAGAACACCGAGUAAAAUCAAAAGAAAAUAUCCUUGUCCGCCACCGCUUCUACGUAUUCCGCGAGUGAGAUUCAGAUGAUUCUGUCUAGAAUUUUAACAAACAUUUUCAGAAAACAUGGAGCUUGAUGGCUAUUUGUAUGUUCGUUCUAGAAUUUUUCAGCGGUGGAUUUCAUUUCUUAUGUGUGCAGGCUGCUUUUUUGUGUAUGGAAUGUGUCCGAAACUUUGAAACAUUCCAAAAAUUCAGAUAUCAAGGAAGAUGUUGCCUUUAACUUCAGAUUGGUUUUCAUUCCAUCCGCCACUUUUCUGGUAACAAACCAUCUGCUAUACAUGUAUUUUCUGUUUAACAACGGGCUCCAACAACUGAAUGCUCUCAUCACCAUAGCAAAUGUGAAUCAAGUUUCUGAAUCUUCUAAAACAUAAGCAAUGUUUCAGUUCGCGAAGUGCAUCGUCGAUUUCUGCUGUUUUUACUUAAUUUUCAAGUUGGAUUGCGCCUCGAUUCUUCCGAUUUUGGACUUGCUCCAAUUGAGAUUCAUCGCAGAUAUCUGUCGAUUUUUGAUGAUUUUUGUGUAUUUACACUUUGGAACUCGCUUCGAGAUGAAUUACAGAAAAACGAUACCGGUGAAAAAGAGAAUGCCGUGGGAUAAGUGA